Molecule: messenger RNA, 5880 nt
Organism: Balaenoptera acutorostrata (minke whale)
Lineage: Eukaryota; Metazoa; Chordata; Mammalia; Artiodactyla; Balaenopteridae
Product: zinc finger protein 250
Exons: 6
Coding region: 3725-5395 (556 amino acids)
Biological process (GO): regulation of transcription by RNA polymerase II
Molecular function (GO): RNA polymerase II cis-regulatory region sequence-specific DNA binding; DNA-binding transcription factor activity, RNA polymerase II-specific
Source: RefSeq, a predicted model, not a curated record
ACCCCUGGGGCGGGUGCUUUUUGUACUUGCCGCUGUGGUGGGGGCGGCAUGGCCUCCUUAGGCAGCUCCUCAGAGCCAGUUCUGACCCUUGGUGGUGGUGAUUUCGGCUCUGGGGACCAUCUAAACAGGACUUGUCCUGCCCACCUGUUCGCCCUUCCUGAUGCCUGGAGCUCCGGGCAUCGAGGUGGGGGUGGCCUGGUAAAAGCCAGGUUCAGUGCCCAGGUGGCUCUCUUGUCCUCCCUGUGCUGUCGGUUAGCGGCCUGCAGUGUUUUUUGCACGUCUUUGCAUCUGGCACAGACUUGUUCCAGGAGACCCAGACCUGAUCUACCAAAGUGCAAGUAAAGAAAAAUGAAAAACUAGUUAGUACCAGUUUUUAAAUUUGUUUUCUUUAUUUUUUAUCAGGAUGUAAGUGUCUUAUUCCAUUUGGGUUGCUAUAGCAAAGCACCACACACUGGGCAGCCUGUAAAACAACAGACGUUGAUUUCUCACAGUGCGGAGGCCGGAUGUCCGAGGUCAGGGGGCCAGCAGGGGCGGGUGAGGCCCUCUUCCUGGCUGCAGACUUCUGUGUCCUCACGUGGAGGAAGGGGCAAGGGAGCUCUGUGGGGUCUCUUAUCAGGGGGACUCCACCUUCAUGACUGAAGCACUCCCAAAGGCCCCACCUCAUAACACUCUCACAUUGGGCAUUAGGAUUUCAACACAUACAUAUACAUUUGGGGGACACAGACCUUCAGAGCAGAGGAACAAGCAUACUUCACGAUACGCUUUUUCCCUUUGGCAGUUUGCAGAGGUCAUCCUAGGCAGAGGUCUUUUGCUUUCGUGCUUCUCUGGGACUCACCGCAGGUGGGAAUCUUGUCGCCUUCUCCCUCUCCACCCCUCCGUGCCUCAGGCCUGUUGGCCGCUGGGUUUGAGUUAAUCCCAUCGGGUGACUGCCGCUUAGUCAAGCGCUCUCACCUGAGAGGAGCUGUGUCUCUCUGUCUUACCGGUGUGGGCAAGGGCUCACACCCCGUCGCGGCCCUGAGGUCAUUGUUUGUGAAACAGGAGCAUCGUGGACACACGCCGUAUCCCGUGCUUUUGCUGACCCGUCUGGCCACCGGGCGCAGCCUGAAUCUUGGUCUUAGCAGGUGCCGGACUGGUGUGUGGAAGGACUGUGGCUUUGGCAACAGCACCAUCCUGGAGCCUGCUUCUGAAACCCCACGACUCACAUGGGAUUCGAAUUCGUGGGCCGAGACUCGAGCUCACUGUCUUUUAAUUGAAACCACACACCUAGGCUCAGGACUUACUGAAGCUCAGGUCUGUGUGUCAGCGGUCCCCAACCUUUUUGGCCCCAGGGACCGGUUUCGUGGAAGACAGUUUUUCCAUGGACGGGGUAGGGGGGGAUGGUUCAGGCGGUCAUGCAGGCGAUGGGGAGCAGCAGGUGAAGCUUCGCUUGCCCGCCACUCACCUCCUGCGCUGCGGCCCGGUCCGGUACCCGUCCGCGGCCUGGGGGUUGGGGACCCCUGCUCUAUGUCUCAGCGCAGAAGGAAUUCAUAGUAAGAGGCAAAGUGAUAGGUGAGAAGUGGAAUUAUUUAGAGAGGUACACAUUCCUUAGAAUGUGGCCCGUCUCAAAAGGCGAGAGCGGCCCUGAAAUAUGGGGUGGUUACUUUUUAUGGGCUGGGUAAUUUCAUAGGCUAACAAGUAGGAGGAUUAUUCCAGCUUUUUCAGGCGAAGGGCAGGGGCCUCGGAACUGUGGGGCCUGUGGGUGUGUCAUUUAGCUGAUGUAUUACAAUGAGCAUAUAAUGAGGCUCUGGGGGGCGAGUCUUCCACCAUCUUGGGCGUAGUUGGUUCUAACCAGUUUUUGUCAUAUCUGACAUCUGUGUUAUUCUUUAAGGAUUGUGCUCUGCCCCCUCCCCUCCUGGUUUCACCUCCCUCCCGGGAGGGCGUGCACUGCCUAAGGGUGUAUCUGCUGCACCUAAAUAUACCAGGUGACUUUCUCACCUGAGAAAGAGCAUACCGGAAACUCCGCUUCCCCAUUGCUGCUGGCAGCAGAUGUUCGCUGGGCACUUGUUGCUGUUGUGAGGGUGGAGUGUGGUCUCAUUGCUCCUGUAAUUUCAUACACUUUUUCAGCAAACAUUGAGCCACUGGCUGCUCUGCUGGGACAGGAAGGGGGGUGUGAGAGCGAUGAGGCAGAGGACCCCAAGGGGGCUCAGGAGGGGCCUCAGCGAGAGGGUGACAUGGCCAAGCACCAGCCAAGGGGAGGCCCGGGCAGGGCUGGGCAGCCUCAGGAACGGUGUGGGGGCGGGGUGGGGGUGGCCUUGGAGCCGAGAACAGUCACUGCGUUCCCAUGGGGGGGCAGGACAGGACGGUGCUGCCGCGGGCCCAGGUUCUGGAUCGUAUGCAGCUGCCAGAUCAGCUGGGGCAGAACCAGGUGGAGGGCGGGGUCGGUGUUUGAUGUUAAGUGUCUGAGGUGCUAGAGGACACCCACGUGGAGAUGCCCGGUGGGGGGAAGGAGGUCACCAGUUCAGCACACCAAAGGGAGCCCCUGGGCUCCACUGGACAUUCAGGCCUGUGCAGCGGGAAGCAGCUCAGGUCACAGACACGGGCUCGGGCAGGAGCUGGCCUGGCCCAAGGCCUCGUGGCCGGCCACCAGCACCCACUGGGGAGGCUGUGAAUGGGGCGCCUGUGGGUGCUCAUUAUUGGGUCCUGGCCCAGGUAUGGUCAGCCCGUAGUGCAAAUGACUGUCCACCUCUGCUGGGUUCCCAGAGGACCAGAGCUGUGCCGUUAACAAAGGUCGGUAUCCGUUUUCGGGUGAAUUCUGGGGUACUUUUAUUCACUCCUUGAAUUCUAAUCGAAGACUCCGGUUGGAAUUCUAAUUACAGUCGUGUUGCCUUUACACGCACAGACACACGCGCGCGCACACGUUUUGGGGGAAUGGGCCUUUCUGGUGGACGGAGGGGUGGGCAGUGAGGGCCAUCCUCUCUCUCCACCACGGCUCCUGCUCCCCAGAGGCGGCCGCGGUCAUGAGUUCAGUGUGUAUUUUCCUGAAAGUUGUGUGUGUAAACGUACUCAUCCACGGGACGCUUUACCAAGAGCGUGAGGUGGUAGCUCUCUGACUUGCUCCCCCAGAGGCCCAUAGCAUGAGGCGAAGCGUCCUGCUUGGUGAGGUGCCUGCCUGAGGGCUUGACCUCAUUCUUGCGUCGCUCUUCCCCAAGCAAUCUGCCUGCUGGGCUUCUGUGUCCCUGUUGCGGACCCGCCUCGGCCUCCAGAUGAUGUCAGCCCCAUCGCCCUGCCAGGAGAGCUCUUGGUCCCCCCUUCUGUCUGGCAGUUGGGGUGUGACAGAUAGCUUACUUGGCCUGGCAUUUCCCCAGAACCUGCCCACCCUCGGGCCUCCCUGUCAGGUGCUCAAACCAAAUCCCUGGGUCACUCUGGACUCCCACCAGAACCCGACCCCCGCUGGAGCUGCCACCCGGGCAGGACCAGGCGCGGCCAGGGCAUCGGUGGGCCCACAGGAGGGCUGUGGUCAAGCCAGGCAUGCAGGGCCUGGCAUGGGGUCCCCACAGGAGUGCGGCCCUGGCAGGACUGUCCACGCCCAGCAUCUCUGGAGGCAGCCAGGCCCGGUGCCUCCCUGGAUGACAGCUUGACUCCUGUGAGGACGCGCUCACCCGGGCCUGUGCGCGCACUGCAGGCCGUGCCAGUCCCACAGGCUCCUCCGAUUUCCAUCUUCCUCAGAGACCCCAGGGACCAGGUGAUGGCAGCGGCCAGGCUCCUACCGCCACCGGCGGUGCCCCAGGCCAAGGUGACCUUCGAGGACGUGGCCGUGCUCCUCUCCCAGGAGGAGUGGGACCGCCUGGGCCCUGCUCAGCGGGGCCUCUACCGACAUGUGAUGAUGGAAACCUAUGGGAACGUGGUCUCCGUGGGAAUUCCAGGAUCCAAGCCCGAGGUGAUCUCGCAGCUGGAGCGAGGAGAGGAGCCGUGGGUCCUGGACAAACAGGGAAAUGAGGGGCGCAGGGGCCUGGGCAUUGGCCGCUCAGACAACUUCACGUGUGACCACAAGACAGCUUGUGUGCAGCAAGACAGCACGUCCUGUCCCUGGGGAUGUGAAAACAAGGAGCAGGACCAGAACAGAGACUUGAGUCUGAGACCCCUCACUUCAGAGGAAAUAUCGAUGAUUCUGAGGAAAACACCUGCCGAGUGGAGCGAUCAGGGAAGCUACGAACCCAAAGAGAGCUUCUGUCUGAGUCCCAGCCACGCUGGCCCCCCUGAAGGCCGGGCCUUGAGUCAGGGCAUGCCCGUCGCUCAGCGACCAGCCGUUCCUGGCGGGGAGAGACCCUACCGGUGCGUGGAGUGUGGGAAGUGCUUUGGGCGGAGCUCCCACCUCCUCCAGCACCAGAGGACCCACACUGGGGAGAGGCCCUAUGUGUGUGGCGUGUGCGGCAAGGCCUUCAGCCAGAGCUCGGUCCUCAGCAAGCACAGGAGGAUCCACACGGGUGAGAAGCCCUACGCAUGUCACGAAUGUGGAAAGGCCUUUCGAGUGAGCUCAGAUCUUGCUCAGCAUCACAAGAUACACACGGGGGAGAAGCCACACGAGUGUCUCGAGUGUCGCAAGGCCUUCACACAGCUCUCCCACCUCCUCCAGCACCAGCGCAUCCACACCGGGGAGAGGCCCUACGUGUGCGGCGUGUGCGGGAAGGCCUUCAACCACAGCACUGUGCUGCGCAGCCACCGGCGGGUGCACACCGGGGAGAAGCCACACGCGUGCGCAGAGUGUGGCCGUGCCUUCAGCGUGAAGAGGACGCUGCUCCAGCACCAGCGGGUGCACACCGGGGAGAAGCCCUACGCCUGCGGUGAGUGUGGCCGCGCCUUCAGCGACCGCUCCGUCCUCAUCCAGCACCACAGCGUGCACACGGGCGAGAAGCCCUAUGAGUGCAGUGAGUGUGGCAAGGCCUUCCGGCACCGCUCCACCCUCCUGAACCACGAACGCAUCCACACCGAGGAGAAGCCCUAUGGCUGCUACGCAUGCGGCAAGGCCUUCGUGCAGCACUCCCACCUGACCCAGCACCAGCGGGUCCACACUGGCGAAAAGCCUUACGUGUGCGGCGAGUGUGGCCACGCCUUCAGUGCCCGCAGGUCCCUGGUCCAGCACCAGCGGGUCCACACGGGCGAGAGGCCAUUCCGCUGUGCACAGUGCGACAAGGCCUUCAGCCUGAAGGCCACGCUGAUCGUGCACCUGAGGACCCACACAGGCGAGAGGCCCUACGAGUGUAGCCGCUGUGGCAAGGCCUUCAGCCAGUACUCAGUGCUCGUGCAGCACCAACGCAUCCACACAGGUGAGAGGCCCUAUGAAUGUGGGGAGUGUGGCCGCGCCUUUAACCAGCACGGCCACCUGAUCCAGCACCAGAAGGUACACAGGAAGCUGUGACCUUGGCCGCACGCGAAGCUGCACUCGGGAACUUGGGCACCCAGCCCCAGGAAGCCUCCAGUCCAAGGGAGGUGCCCGUCAGCAUCACCAAGUGUCACUGAGAAACUCAAGGGAAGCACUGACAUGGCUCUGGAAGAACUUCAGAGGAUGCCUCAUUUGUUUCUCUCAACUUCUUGAGGUUACAUUGCAGAGUAAUUACACAGUUGUAGAGAAUUUUGGUGAAGACAGUUACAAUUCAUUAUUUAACAUUAGUUUAUUAGAAGUGAGGAAGUAAAGGAAGUUACAGCAUAAGGAUUACUGUCACAGUAAAACUUCCUCACACUCCAAAUAAAGGUUUUUUUCUUAGAACGUUAUAUGCCUUUCCUAAAUUCAAUGACUGUUCUGAUUAUUGCACUUACUUAAAAUUAGAAUGUUGGACUAUACUUUCAGUAUUCUGUUAAGCACUACAAUGCUGUGUGGAUAAAAUGAUAUAAAAAAGAUUGUCA